This is a messenger RNA of Phycodurus eques (leafy seadragon), 2374 nucleotides long. RefSeq names its product G patch domain containing 2 (gene gpatch2). The transcript has 10 exons. Bases 72 to 1628 code for a protein of 518 amino acids. NCBI's taxonomy places the organism in Eukaryota, Metazoa, Chordata, Actinopteri, Syngnathiformes, Syngnathidae. Gene Ontology annotation, molecular function: nucleic acid binding. The record is from RefSeq and is a predicted model, not a curated record.
GAUGGUGCUUGUGAUGUGUAAAUCUCCCUUCGUCAUUUCUUGUUAAAGGUGCUCGGCAUUCGGUGGCUUUAAUGUUCCGCGCGGCUAACCGAAAAAGCAUCGGCAAAGCGGGAAACGGCUGGCACUUUCGCCGGACAAUGGACGAGCUGGUCCAUGAUCUGGUGUCAGCCCUGGAGGAGAGCUCGGAGCAGGCGGCGCGCGGUGGCGACGGCGGAGACCACGCGUUAACCGUGGGCUGCUUGCUAAAGAGACAGGCGAGGAAGCGGAGGGGCAGGAAACGCCGCUCGGACAACCCGCACCCGCCCUGGGAGACGGGCCAUCUGAGCGAGGGCUCUGAGUCCAGCGUGGAAGAGCACAAGGACUAUCGUGCGGGCACAGGUGGCGUGUCUGCCUCUAACAGCCACACUCGUGACAACAGCGACUCGGACGACCAGCUGGGCCCUAAACGCCGCACCCCCCAGACGUCUGACGCGGGCAGGAGCAAGCGCCCCCUGUGGCCGGACGACCCGGGCGUCCUGGGGUCCGCCGAGGGAACGCGCAGCCUCAGGCGACGGCGCAAGUUCAAGCGCAUGGCCGUGGACCCCCCCGCCGAGCCGGAGCCCCCUUCCACCAUGAUGCUGGCCCCCCCGUCCGUCCCCAAGCCUCGCGCGGCUGGCACCAGACCCCACCGGCUGAGCCCGAGUGAGGGCCGGGUCGCCAUGGAGAUUUGCGGGGACGGCCUGCCGGCGGUGGGAGUAAAGAACAGGAUGAAGAAGAGGAAGCUUGCCUCCCAAAAGGUGGGGGCGGAUGCUGCCGACGAAGGCGUGGUGGUGGAGAGCGAGGAGCCCAUCUCGUCUCUGAUGGAAGGAUGCAAGGACAAGAUGGAGCUGGAGGAGCAGAAGGGCUCGGAUGAGGAGAUGAGUGACAGGUGUGAAACCAGCAGUGUGAGUAACAGCAGCGAUGGAGGCCUCUACACCAACGAUGAAGGCAGGCAAGGUGACGACGAGCAGAGCGACUGGUUCUGCGAGGGCGAACCUGGGUCUGGCACUGGGGGCGCGUGCGGAGUGGCGGGUGUCAUCCCCUGGUGGGAGAGAGACGCGGGUGCCGAGGAGCUGGACCUGAACGACCCAGUCUUCAACAACAUCCUCACGGGCUCCUUCCCACUCAUGACCCCCGACACCAGGAGAGGGUUGCAGGCCCGGCUCAACCGUCUCCACGGACACCCGAGGCGCUGUGACGAUGGGCUGCAGGGCGGCAGCGGUCAGGGCUUUGGCGACGGCCACGAGCCGUGGUUCAGCUCAAGCUCAGGGAGAGAACAUGGACAGUUGCACUGGGACACUCGGACAGAACGAGGCCAUCGCAGGAGCUGCUCAGUAAAAACUUGUCGCAGACAGACGAGCGGGCACCUGGGCUCUUUGUGCAUGGGGGACGUCAAGCGGAGGCGGAAGGCAGCCCCCCUCGGUUCCAUGGCGCCCUCAGCGGUGGUGGGCGAGAACGUGCCGCCCAUUCCCGACAGCAACGUGGGCAACCGCAUGUUGCAGAGCAUGGGCUGGACCCCAGGCGUCGGCCUGGGUCCCGAGGGGCGGGGCAUCACGGAGCCCAUCCGGGCCCAACAGAGACCAAAGGGCGCCGGGUUGGGCUUCAACUGACCGCCGAGCCAAUCCGUUCUGUAACUUCAAAGCUGAGGGGUGAGGUGUCACUGUGAGAGGAAAAUCUGAGAGAUGAAGACUUUCCCAUAUUGGGGAGACUUGUUAGGGACAUGAGCCGAAGCAAAGACUGAACCCCCGGGUCGGAGGACAUGUUAUGACCUUUUCUGCCUCAUCAAACAACUGUCGGGCCACCAGAUAAGUGAGCCACUGAUGAACUUCAGCUUGCACUGCGGAGGUCAGCGGAAUAUCUGAUGUUGCGCGCAAUCUGGACUGUACUUAAAGAUUUAUGUGUGUCAUGAUGUUGCACUGUAUGGAUGGAUGUGUGUCCCUCCGGUUUUAAUGUUUUAUCUUGAAACAACAACACCUGCCCUUUAUUUUGAUCAACUUGUUGCAUCUGGCGUAAAUUGUUUUAGAACAAUGUUAAUGAUGACAUUUCAAUCAUUUUAAUGUUCCAGUGUAUAGGCUUGGAAAUUGGGUUAAAGUAAAAAUAAAUAAAUAGAAAAGAAAAAGUAGCUGAUUUAUUUGUGGUUCAAGUUUUAAACUAGUAAGCAGUAAAGUACCUACAAGGAUGCGGAUUGGAUUAUAAUGGAAGAUUUAAGAUUUCUGAUCCUUUUUGUGUUUUUGUUUUGUGUAUUCCUUUAAAUUGACACACGUCCGGUGGUCAGUGUGAUUAUAAUGUGAUCAUGACCUUGUAAUAAGAUGUUCAUUUGUGCAGGAGCAGGUCCAAUAAAGUGACAUGACACCUA